UCUUUGCCCAAAUUUCAUUCUUCAUAAACGUUACUCUCUAUCCCAUUUUCGAAGCAGAUCGUUCGCAGCUAAGCAACUCUUCUUCUCUUCUUUUUGAUAUGAAACCAAAUCGCAAGCUCAAGAAAGCUGAUUCAUCUUCGAAGCUUGUAUUGGAGGAAAUUAUCGGUACCACAACAAAGAACAACAAUGGAUUGGCUUCCAAUGUCAAUUCUGCAAACUGCGUCUAUUUGGCCGGAUGCGUUGUGGUGGUUCAUAAUGUUCACUCUGGUACGCAGUCGCACCUCGUGGUGCCUCAUCGGUUGUGCAAACCUCUGAGCUGUGUUGCAAUGUCUCUGGAUGGCCGCUUUGUGGCUGCUGGAGAGUCAGGGCCUCAACCCGCAGUAUUUGUGUGGGACUUAGCUGGCAUGGCCUUUCUAUCAGAACUGAAAGGUCAUCUCUAUGGUGUUGCUUGUCUUGCCUUUUCACCUGAUGGGAAAUAUCUUGUGUCUGUUGGGGGAUAUAUAUAUAUUUGGGACUGGCGGACCUCAAUGUUGCUAACAAAGCUCAAAGCAAGCUCAUCUUGUACGGCCAUCUCAUCUGUAUCCUUCUCGUCAGAUUCAAAAUCCAUUUUAACCGCUGGGAAGAAGCACUUGAAGUUCUGGACAAUUACAUCCCCUAAGACCCAGUUUAAUUUAGGGACAAGUUCAUUGUCUUUGCAUGGAAAACCUGUUAAUCUUGGUGCCCAUCAAGGAAGCUCAUUUGUUUCUAUCACCUCUGGCUUGUCGACCGACGGAAGCUCAGGUGAAGUCUUUCCCAUGUAUGCAUUGACUGAAUCAGGUGUCCUUUGCCUCGUGAACUCAGGAUUUUCAGUUACGAAGUCCGUAAGUUUAAAGGUCGAUAAAUGUUUCGCUGUAUCUGCAUCUAGCAAGUUAGUUGCUUGUGCCUGCAGCAAUGGAAUAGUACGACUUUAUGAUGCUGAGAGUCUCCAAUAUGGAGGAAGUUUCACCUAUUCAAGAUCCAAGCAAUUCGACGGGGAAAGCAAUAUGGUUCAUCUCAUGAAAGAUGAUGGAAAUGAUCUUCGAAGCUUACCUGUUCUUCCUGAUGCGGUUGCAUGUUUUUUUUCAACCUCAGAAAAGCUUGUGGUUAUUUAUGGAGAUCACAAUCUUAACAUAUGGGAUAUCCACGACGUGAAGCAGGUGACCAGGUCUUGUGUGCUAGUUUCACAUUCUGCUUGCAUAUGGGAUAUCAAGGUUCUUUGUUGUGAGAACAUGCACGAUCCCUCUCUUGCUUGUGCUGCUAGAGGUUGUUCAGGAGGAAUGUCUUUUGCAACAUGCUCAGCAGAUGGUACUAUUAGGUUGUGGGAUCUAGCUUUGGAACCUGAUUCAGAAGAUGCAAUGGACAAUCAAGUACGACAAGAGACCACUACACGCUUAGAAAGUGCUGGGAUAUUUGAUCGUGAAACUGUGGAGGCUGGUUUGAACUCUCGAGACUUUCGUUCUCUGGCAGCAAGUUCAGAUGGAAAAUACCUUGCCGCUGGUGAUUGUGAUGGGAACAUUCACAUAUUUAACCUGCUUACUUCUGAUUAUACAUGUCUUCAGGGUGCUCAUGAUGCAGAGGUCCUAUCAUUAAGCUUUAGCUCGUUGAGUAGAAAUGAUGAUGUAUCUAAAGAAGUUAUGCAAAGUCAUUACUACCUGGCUUCAUCGAGUCGGGAUCGGAUUAUCCAUCUUUAUAAUGUUGAAAGGAAUUUUGAUCUCUCCGAUAGUAUUGUUGAUCAUUCAGCAGCUGUAACUUCGGUAAAGAUCAGUUGCAAUGGACACAAAAUUAUAAGCUGCAGUGCUGACAGGUCUUUGAUUUUCCGUGAUUUCACCACAAUAGAUAGUGGUCAUAAGAUUUCCCGCAGCCAUCACCAAAUGGCAUCUCAGGGUACUGUCUACGAUAUGGCUAUAGAUCCUAAAACAGAUGUUGUUGUUACAGUUGGGCAGGAUAAGAAGAUCAAUACAUUUGAUAUUGCUUCUGGGAAGCUGAUAAGAUCUUUCAGGCAAGAGAAAGAUUUCGGGGAACCAAUAAAAGUCGCAAUGGAUCCAAGUUGCAGCUACCUUGUUUGCUCCUAUUCGAAUAAGUCUAUAUGUGUGCAUGAUUUCGUUACUGGGGAUAUGGUUGUACAGGGAAUGGGGCACGGUGAAGUUAUUACUGGUGUUAUUUUCACACCGGACUGUAAACGCAUUAUUUCUAUAGGAGGGGAUGGUUGCAUUUUUGUAUGGAGACUUCCUGCACUUUUAUCUUCAAGGAUGCGCCAGAAAAUGAAUGAAGGCUCUGGUCCAUUGUUUCCCGGAAGCAUGACUCAGCCUAUGCCUUUUAGUCAAAUCAUGUUGUAUGAGAAGGAUGGGUAUGAAGAAAAGCUACAUACAACCAGUUCUGGUAAUGGUUAUCGGCCGGAAGAUUCCAAGCAAGAUGGUUUUCAGGGGCUUCAUCAGGGAGGAGCUGCUCCGGGGGCAACAUUUAGAUUUAGCAUUUCAAGACUUCCUAGAUGGGCACAAGAUAAAGUAACAAACUCUGAAAGUGCCCAAGUAAAUCUUGUGUCCACGCCUUUGCAGAAAACUUGCUGCUCUUUGGUUGUUGAUGACCAAGAAAAUCCAUCUCUACCUUCAGAAUUUCAAAAUUGUUCUGAACACGUCCUUGGAUCUGUUAACUCAAGCACCAGCAGCUUAUCCGCGAACUCUUCUGACAAUUGCAAUACUAGUGGUUCGCUUGUGCCUCAAGAAACUUUUAGUGGCCACCCUGCUAUGGAAAACCGCUGGCUCUCCAUUUAUAAUGUAUGUCUAGAUCUACCGAGUUCCCCAGAAAUGCAGAAUGUACUGGACAGAAAAUCAGUGUCUUCAACUAACACAUUACAAGACGCGGCGAAGCUACCAGCUUGUAAUGGAUGCUCUUCUGGUCAAGCUAGCAAUGAUUUAGAUGCUGGGGGAGAGUUGACUUCUAGUAAGGUUGCAAUUUUUUAUAAUUCUGGACCCAUGAGCAAACGUGAAUUUCAUACGAGAAUGGAUGAGGUUCAUAAUGGGGAAACGGAAGUGCAACCUUCCGGCAAUGUGAAAAGUGAGAAGCAAGCAACUGGAGAUAAUAGUCCUUGCAGCACUAACUCUGAAGGUGAUCUAUUCAAGCUACAUUUUGGCAGUUUGUCAAUGUCAUACAAGAAGAACGAAUCAUCGGCAAGGAAAAGAUACUUUUCCAAAUAUGUUGUGCCGGACUAUCUUGGAAGCACCAAAAGACUCCUUCGAAUGCUGCCUCAUGAAUCUGAUUGUAAAACUUUGCAAAACGACGACGUAGCUCCUAAUAAUUCUCCAUCAGAGAACCCGUCAAGUCAGGUUUCGGCAGAGGAAGAACGGGAUAUUGCAAGAACAGCAGAGACCUUGCCAAGCACUAUGUCGGCACACUUUUCACAAAAUGAAAGCUAUCAAGGUGAAAGAGACUCGAAAAGAGUAAAGCUAACUAAAGAAGGAAAUGAUGACAGUUUUCCUGUUGCAAGUGAAUCGCAGGAGCAACGAACUAGUUGUAGGGAAGUAUUACUUGGUUUAGAUGCUGCAGCUGAUAAAGCAGUACAGUUCUUCUCAAGAUUAGUUACCCCGGGUUGUCAUGAAGAUAGUUUACAUGAUUCUGGAUCGGAGUUGUAUGAUGAAGCGGCCAAGUUACUUCCAUCAAUCCUAGAGAAAAUUAAUGAAGUUGCCAAGUUGGUGCAAUGCAAGAACAAAAAUAAAUGUGAAAGUACAAAAGAUGUUAUUAUGACAGGGUUUGAACCUCUCUUAGGAACAUUUGCUGAGAAUCUAUCUGAAAAGGUGGUUGAAAUUUUGAAGAAGAAUCUUGGUGGGAAUUCAUAGUUUUGAAUAAAUAGCUUUGUACAAUGAAGUAGCACCUAAUUAUGGUAAAUAAAUGACGUAUUAUGUCA
Cucurbita pepo subsp. pepo (vegetable marrow) is the source of this 3919-nucleotide messenger RNA. RefSeq names its product Transducin/WD40 repeat-like superfamily protein. Lineage: Eukaryota; Viridiplantae; Streptophyta; Magnoliopsida; Cucurbitales; Cucurbitaceae. The record is from RefSeq and is a predicted model, not a curated record. Gene Ontology annotation, molecular function: protein binding.